Messenger RNA from Striga asiatica, 2321 nucleotides. The record is from the annotation of a GenBank genome assembly. NCBI's taxonomy places the organism in Eukaryota, Viridiplantae, Streptophyta, Magnoliopsida, Lamiales, Orobanchaceae.
AUGAAUGCUGGUUUUGAGGGAUUUUGGAUUUGUCAAUUGUCAUUGGUGUUCAUCCCCUCUCCCGGGCUGAGCCACCUCGUCUCCACUGUCGAGGCUGCCAAGCUCCUCCUCGACCGGGACCCACGCCUCUCCGUCACCAUCCUCGUCAUGAAGCUCCCGACCGACCAAACCGUCGACAAAUACACCCGAACAACCCCGAUCACCGCACCCCGCCUCACCCUAACCCACCUCCCUAACCACGACUUCGCGCCAUCCCCCGACCGCAUACCCAUGAUUGACUUUAUCAACACCCGCGAGACCCACGUCAAGGAAGCCGUCUCGGGCCUCAUCUCCCGUCGGGCCGGGCAAAUGGGCUCUCUUGUCUCGGGCCUCGUCCUCGACAUGUUCUGCACCGUCUUCACCGAGAUAGGAGAUGAGCUCGGCCUCCCGUCUUACGUCUACUUCACGUCGGGCGCGUCUGCACUCGGCCUCUUCAACUACCUCGUCUCCCUCAAAUUCGAAAAAGGCGAAGACCUCACCCGGUACAAGGACUCGAGCCUCGACCUGCCCGUCCCCUGCUUUUCGAGCCCUGUUCCGGCUAAAGUGCUGCCCGCCAACAUCGUCUCGGGCAGCCCAGUUUUCUCUACUGCCCUCGGCUACUUCAAGAGAGUGGUGGACACGAGGGGGGUCAUGGUCAACACAUUCGAAGGGCUCGAGCCCUUCGCGCUCGAGUCCAUAAAAAACGACAGGAGGAUGCCGAGGGUGUACCCGGUGGGCCCGGUGCUGAGCGCGGAGAAUCAAACCCUAGAUGGCGAGUUGAAGGAGUGGCUCGACAGGCAGCCGGACAGGUCGGUGGUGUUCCUCUGCUUCGGGACGAUGGGGAGCUUCGACCGGGCCCAGGUGGCGGAGAUCGCGGCGGGCUUGGAACAUAGUGGGGCCCGAUUCAUCUGGUCGCUGAGGAAGCCCGGCGGCCCAGGUAAGCCCGGUGGGGUGUUCGUUCCCCCGACCGAGUACGAGGAUUUCGGGAAGGUCCUUCCAGAAGGGUUCUUGGAACGGACUUCGACGGUCGGGAAGGUGAUGGGGUGGGCCCCACAGGUGGCGGUGCUUGCCCACGUGGCGGUCGGGGGUUUCGUUUCGCACUGCGGUUGGAACUCGACGCUCGAGAGCAUAUGGCACGGCGUGCCCAUGGCCACGCUCCCAUUGCGCGCGGAGCAGCAGAUGAACGCGUUUUUGCUGGUGAGGGAGCUCGGAAUUGCGGAGCCGAUUAGGAUAGAUUAUAGGAAGGAUCUUUUUUCCGGGGAGGGCUCGUCGCCGGAGAAUAUUGUGGGGGCGGAGGAGAUAGAGGCAGCGGUAAGGCGGCUGAUGGCGGCCAACGAUGGUGGGGUUAGGGAGAAGGUGAGGGAAAUGCAGGGGAAAAGCAAGGCGGCUCUGGAGAAAGGCGGAUCGUCUUAUCAUGCUAUAACUAGUUUUAUUGAGGAUAAGCAGAGAAUAAUUUUCAUUCCACAAAUUCUUAGGCGAGACGGCAUAAGUUUAUCUGUCGAUGACUUCGUAUUGCUCCUAUGGGCAGUGCCCCACCUGUGGUUCAUGCACAAUUCAUCCGCUGCUCCGCGUACAUCGGUACACCUUCCCACACGCUCUCGAGCACCGAGUUCCAUCCACAGUGACGACACGAACCCACCCACUGCCCAGUGGCCCAACACCUGCGCCUGCGGGGCCCACCCGAUCACCCUCCCGAGCCCUUCCGUCCGCCCGACGAACCCUUCUGGAAGGACCUCCUCAAAUCCUCGUACUCCCCGGGCACCAUCUUGGCCCCGCGCGAUCUCCCGCACCUGCGCCCCGUCGAAGCAUCCCCUGCUCCCAAAACUACAGAGGAGUCCCAAACUGGAUGCCACUGUCCUUGUCCAACACUGCAUUGGGGAGCAAUUUUGCCGGGAUGGACGAUUUGAAGGAUGGGAUUCGAAUCUCAUCAUCCGAGUCCGCAUACACCGUCAGAUCUUGAUCCUCGUAAUCGACGUGAAGUACACGUACGUGGGGACGGCGAGCUCACGAGCCACGUCAGCCAUGCCCGUGCAGAACAUGUCGACGAUGAAUCCAGCGGGCCGGGCCAUUAAUUGGGCCGCCUCGUUUCUCACGUGGUCCUUGUGGCCGUCGAUGUAUCGGGUGAUGAAAGGGACGAACGAGACCAGUGGGCCUGGAGAUGGCUCGACUUUCGGGAUGUCGACAAAGAGGAUUCUCGGGUCGGAACCGUACGAGGAUGGGAUGUAGCCGUUGGGUUCGAACGGGGGCUUGAUGAGAAACACGGUGACCGAGAGGCGUGGGUCCCGGUGGAUUAGGGCCUUCGC